Prionailurus viverrinus (fishing cat) is the source of this 3902-nucleotide messenger RNA. RefSeq names its product protein phosphatase, Mg2+/Mn2+ dependent 1E (gene PPM1E). NCBI's taxonomy places the organism in Eukaryota, Metazoa, Chordata, Mammalia, Carnivora, Felidae. Gene Ontology annotation, biological process: protein dephosphorylation; negative regulation of protein kinase activity. The coding region runs from base 13 to 2274 and encodes 753 amino acids. The transcript is spliced from 7 exons. Gene Ontology annotation, molecular function: cation binding; protein serine/threonine phosphatase activity. The record is from RefSeq and is a predicted model, not a curated record.
GCAUGAGUAGCGAUGGCCGGCUGCAGCCCUGAGGAGAAAACUUACCGGCGCUUCCUGGAGCUAUUCCUGGGCGAGUUUCGCGGACCGUGCGGCGGCGGCGAGCCUGAACCGGAACCCGAACCCGAGUUGGAGCCCGAGCCCGAACUGGUAGUGGCUGAAGCGGCCGAGGCUUCGGUCGAGGACCCCGGGGAGGAGGCGGCCGCCGUAGCCGCGACGGAGGAGGGGGAGCAAGAGCACCAGCAAGACCCCGAGCCCGAAGAGGAGGCGGUGGAGGAAGAGGCGGCGGCGGCAGCAGAGGGCGAGGAGGAGGAGGCGGCGGCAGCCCGGGGGCAGUCGGCCGUGCCACCGCCGCCGCCGCAGCCCCAGCUGCCGCCUCUGCCCCCGCUCCCGCGGCCGCUGUCGGAGCGCAUCACCCGUGAGGAGGUGGAGGGCGAGAGCCUGGACCUGUGCCUGCAGCAGCUCUACAAAUAUAAUUGCCCUUCCUUUUUGGCUGCUGCUUUAGCCAGAGCCACAUCAGACGAAGUCCUUCAGAGUGAUCUUUCUGCACAUUAUAUCCCAAAGGAAACAGAUGGCACAGAAGGAACUGUGGAGAUUGAGACAAUGAAAUUGGCGCGUUCUGUCUUCAGCAAACUACAUGAGAUUUGCUGCAGCUGGGUGAAAGACUUCCCUCUCCGCAGGAGACCCCAGCUUUAUUAUGAAACAUCAAUCCAUGCCAUCAAAAACAUGCGCAGGAAAAUGGAAGACAAACAUGUCUGCAUUCCUGACUUUAAUAUGCUCUUCAAUUUAGAGGACCAGGAAGAACAGGCUUACUUUGCAGUGUUUGAUGGCCAUGGAGGAGUGGAUGCUGCCAUUUAUGCCUCCAUUCACCUGCAUGUUAAUUUAGUGCGCCAGGAAAUGUUCCCCCAUGAUCCUGCUGAGGCCCUGUGCCGGGCCUUCCGGGUUACUGAUGAGCGGUUUGUGCAGAAAGCAGCCAGGGAGAGCUUAAGAUGUGGGACCACAGGAGUGGUGACUUUUAUCAGAGGUAACAUGCUCCAUGUGGCCUGGGUUGGGGAUUCCCAGGUUAUGCUUGUGAGAAAAGGCCAAGCUGUUGAACUAAUGAAGCCACACAAACCGGACAGGGAGGAUGAAAAGCAGCGAAUUGAGGCUCUUGGAGGUUGUGUAGUCUGGUUUGGUGCCUGGAGGGUGAAUGGAAGUCUGUCGGUCUCCAGAGCUAUUGGAGAUGCUGAACAUAAGCCAUAUAUCUGUGGGGAUGCAGAUUCUGCCUCUACUGUUUUGGAUGGAACUGAAGACUACCUCAUUCUGGCCUGUGAUGGCUUCUAUGACACCGUGAACCCUGAUGAGGCAGUGAAAGUUGUGUCUGACCACCUGAAGGAGAAUAAUGGAGACAGUAGCAUGGUUGCCCACAAAUUAGUUGCAUCAGCUCGUGAUGCUGGGUCAAGUGAUAACAUCACUGUUAUUGUGGUAUUCCUGAGGGACAUGAACAAAGCUGUAAAUGUUAGUGAGGAAUCAGAUUGGACAGAGAACUCUUUUCAAGGAGGGCAAGAAGAUGGUGGGGAUGAUAAGGAGAAUCAUGGAGAGUGCAAACGCCCUUGGCCUCAGCACCAGUGCUCAGCACCAGCCGAUCUAGGCUAUGAUGGGCGUGUGGAUUCAUUCACUGAUAGAACUAGCCUGAGCCCAGGGUCCCAAAUCAACGUGCUGGAAGACCCAGGCUACCUAGAUCUCACACAAAUAGAAGCAAACAAACCUCACAGUGCCCAGUUUUUGCCACCAAUUGAGAUGUUUGGUUCUGGUGCACCAAAGAAGGCAAAUCUUACUAAUGAGCUAAUAAUGGAGAAAAAAUCAGUUCAAUCAUCACUGCCUGAACAAAGUGGUGCUGGAGAGUUUCCCUCUUUUAAUUUGGGUUCAACAGGGCAGCAGAUAUACAGAAUGGAGAGCUUAUCUCCUGUCUGUCCUAGGUUGGAAAAUGAACAGUUCAAAUUCCUGGGAAAGAGAGUUUCCAGAUUGUCUCAUUUACGCUAUCAUUAUUCAAAGAGAUGGUAUGGAUUCAGGUUUAAUACAAAGUUGUAUUCAUUUAUGUCUACUCAAGAGCCUUCCCACAAAAUAGGCACUGGUCUGUCCUCACUUAUUCGAAGUGGGAAGAGAAAUAGGAUGUUAAGAAGUUUUCUGCCAUGGAGGCAAAAUAUUUGGAAAGGAUACAGUGCCAACAUGAUGAGGAAGCUCAGAAAGAGUAAUGAUAUUCCAGACCCAGGUCUUCCUUGGAGCUAUAAAAUAUAAUACUUUCUCUCUUUAAAGUAGGCUAGCUAGCUCUCCCCCAAUAAAAACACCACUAUCAGAGUAGAAACAAGGUAGACAUUUCUGAAAUAUAUGUGCUUCAUUAUGAAACCAUGGAUGGCUCAAUUCUUAAAUGUAAAUAGAUCUCUAGAAAACCCAAAAGUGUUUUCAAUCUAAAAAAAAAAAAAGUAUUGGCGGUUUCACUAGCAAAAUUAUACAACUGGUCCCUGUGAUGUGUCUCCACACCUACAUACAAUCCCCACUUUACUACCCUUCACAUCACUAGUGGAAGCUUGUGAGUUAUUUUAGUCAGGAUAUCUAAUGUUGAAAUCUGAACGCAGGUGAUAUCUGGUUUGAUGUGCCUAAUAUAUCUAUGGGAAACCUAAUGCAGAAUUAGAUUUAACUGGGGGAUGUUCCUUAAGACUGGGGACUGUGAGGGAACCCCUCCCCUCUUUUUUUUGGUUGGUAAAAGACUAAAAGCCAUAUGGGUUUUAAUUGGUUACAGUGAAAGCAGAAAACUAGUAUAAAAGUGUCAUAUUUUCAGACUUGUGAGGUGGUAUACAGUCAAAAAGAUAUACUGAUUUUUUUUCCUGUAACAUAAAAGAUUAUGAAAAUUUUCUGAAUUAAAAAGUAUUUCCUAGGGCUGUGUAGCUAUUUGGGAGUUUCAUAACCUGUUAUGGUGCUUUUGGCAGAAUUUUUAUUAUUUGUCAUUUUAGACUGCUGUCAACUGGUUUUAACCUAUGAUGCUAAUAUGUUUUUCACUGUACCUUCAUCUCAGGAAUAAAACUGAUUUAAUGGAGAUGAUGUUAGGUACAAAUAUACUAGAAUCAAGUUACCAUUUAAAAAAGAAAAACAGUAUUUCUAUUUUUUCUGCCUUUUUUUAAGUUCACAGACAGCAAAAGCAUACACUACUACAAAAAUAAAAACUGGUUUUGGUGAAUGAAAAAUACUGGUUUUAACUUCUCUAAAAUUGUUUUCCCCAAGGGAAUGAAAUAAUUGGUAUGAAAGAGGUUGAAAGCACUGCCCAAAGUCAGCCCAGAGAGGCCAAGUGCAAAGGAGAAGGCAGAGAACGGAGACUGAGGUCUAUCUAGUUACGAAUGGAGAAUGCUCCAGAGUCCUGCUACAUGCAACUUCAGACUGCAGAGAGGACGUCUUUCUCAUUUCAGUAUAGUUACUUAUAUUUGAUAAUUUGUCUGUUUUGCCAUUUCUGUAGUUUCAAGCUAGAAGCAUAUCUUUAAAGACAGCAAAUAAACUAAUAAGCAGAUUCAUUCUGUGAAGCUGCCUCUGAUUCUCUUGAGAAUCAUGAAUAAUACCACAUGACCUUUUACCUUCCCCUAGUCAACCGUGGACCAGCCAUACCAUGGACAGGAGCUGCCCACUCACAUAUAACACUGGGAGGCACCAAAUGUUCUUGCUGAAAAAUGUCCACUGCCUGUGUUUUUUAUAGAAUAAUACUGUUACUUUAUGUUCCCCAGACCCAUAAUGGAGGACUCAGAUUCCUAGAUUUUAAAAACAAAGGACUGCAGCGUAUUUUGGAUGCCAGUAUAGCUAUAUCAAAUACAUAAAAACUUCAGCAAUGAUCAGAUUGUUAAUCUAUACAUUUUAUUUUUAAGAAUUUAUAAGAUUUUCAG